UCGUGGUAUGUCUGUAACAUCAAAUUCUACUGUUUCAUACUUCUACGUGCCUCAGAAACAUGAACAUGUCAAAAACUUAUUUGGGGAAGAUAUUUCGGCGAACAGAAAUUCCGACGCCACGAACGUUACUUCUAACUGAUUCAGCUAAAGUUUGUGGCAGAGGAUUAUUGUAUGCACUCGUCAACUCCCAUCUGGGCUCCUCCACUGACGUCCUCUACCUCACCACCUGUCUCUCACCACAAGAAAUAAGACGCUUUGUCAAGGAAGAGGCGUCGGGUAAACUAGAGUUCUACAAUGGUGCCAAAGAUCCAUGUGGGUGGGACAGUGAUGCUCCAGAGGUGUCACUUCAGCUACCACUACAGGAGAUCCUCAGACACAAGACUACCGCCGCUGGAGGAGGAAAAGUAGCCAUAGUUGUUGACAGACUCGAGGACGUCAACUAUCACCAAGAGUCUUCACAGUUGGUUAGGAGUCUUCAUAUGCUGUCAGCAGGUGAUAAUGUGGAACAAGUCAUUGUAUACUGUGGCCGGGAUGUUGUUCCUGAGAGCAUGUUGGCUGCUCUCUGCCAUAUUGCUGCUGCCACCGUCCACUUGCUGCCAACAAGUCCGUGUAGCUGUCGGUUGGUACUGAGGAAGCCUUCUGGCAAAGUGAUAAAAGCUCACGAAGAGUUUACACUCACACCAGACUUACAAGUGCAAGACGUACAACCUGCAAAAUCUAUCAGGACCCAACAUGUAAGUGAAAGCUCAGAAACAGACGUGAUCUUAGCUGCACAGACAACCUUUAGUCUCGCUCUCACCGAGGAUCAACGGAUAGCGAAGAACAGUCUGCUGCUUCCACACACAAGGGUUCAGACACAAGGAGGACAUAUCCACUAUACACCAGAUGAUGUGGAUGACUGGGAUGAUGACGACCCUGAUGAUGACCUCGACAUAUAGCUUUGCCUUUAACCACUACAGGAUGGAUGCCAAUUUUAAUUAGAUGAUUUUUACUUAGCCCAGAGAGAGAGAGAGAGACCCCAUUUAUAAAGAGUUAAAGGUUAAAGACAGUAGUUUCCUACACUUAACCUACUCAUAAACAAGAAUAUCCAUUUAUACUGUACUAGAUGGAGAACUCAGCCACAUGUACAGAGAUGCAGAGCAAAUAUGGUGUUUAUAAACCCUUAAGAUAUAUAACAAAUAUGGUACUAUAGGUCAGGUAAAAAUAGAAGAUGGAUGUUCUUUGAUGACCUACAAAAGGAAGACGAAAGAUGUGGUAGUUUUUUUAUAUAUUAAGAUGAAUGUGACUACGGAUGAUUAAUAUUAUCAGUAAAUAUAAUACAAAGACAUACACCAAGUGGUAUUUAAUCCUUACUAUUAGGAAAUAUGUGUGUGUAUAUUUACUGAUGUUUGGGUGUAAAUAUAGGUACUGUAUUGGAUCUACAGUAUGUUCUUGAAGUGACCGUGAAACUCAACAAUCUGUGAGUACCACCAUAAUAAAUACAAUAUACCAAUAUGUGCUAUAUAUUUACACUAUAAUUAAAAAGUAACUUCUA
This is a messenger RNA of Homarus americanus (American lobster), 1534 nucleotides long. RefSeq names its product elongator complex protein 5-like (gene Elp5). The transcript has 6 exons. Gene Ontology annotation, molecular function: tRNA binding. Gene Ontology annotation, cellular component: elongator holoenzyme complex; nucleus; cytosol. Lineage: Eukaryota; Metazoa; Arthropoda; Malacostraca; Decapoda; Nephropidae. The coding region runs from base 60 to 938 and encodes 292 amino acids. Gene Ontology annotation, biological process: tRNA wobble uridine modification. The record is from RefSeq and is a predicted model, not a curated record.